Messenger RNA from Mustela lutreola (European mink), 3273 nucleotides. RefSeq names its product guanylate cyclase 2F, retinal (gene GUCY2F). Gene Ontology annotation, biological process: cGMP biosynthetic process; intracellular signal transduction; protein phosphorylation. NCBI's taxonomy places the organism in Eukaryota, Metazoa, Chordata, Mammalia, Carnivora, Mustelidae. Gene Ontology annotation, molecular function: protein kinase activity; ATP binding; guanylate cyclase activity. The record is from RefSeq and is a predicted model, not a curated record.
AUGCUCUCGUGUGCGGCUCCCAUAAGACAGCGAAAACACCAUGGCCUUGUAGCCUUCAAGCUCCUAUGGUGCUCGUGCCUCCUGGCCCUCACGUGCAUCUCACAGUGGGUGUGGGCGCCCCUUUAAAAGAUAGGGGUAGUGGGCCCUUGGACUUGCGACCCGUUGUUCUCAAAGGCUCUGCCUGAGGUUGCUGCUGGCUUAGUCAUUGAGUGCAUCAACAGGGACUCAUCGUUUGACGCGGGUUGCUCUUUUGAAUAUGUGAUUCUCAAUGAAGACGGCCAGACCGCCAGGGCCCUUUGCAGUUUCAUUGUUUACCACCAGAUGGCCUCGGUAUUUAUUGGCCCUGUCAACCCCGGCAACUGCGAGGCCGCCUCGCUCCUGGGAAACAGUUGGAACAAAGGGCUUUUCUCUUGGGCUUGUGUGAAUUACGAAUUAGACAAUAAAAUCAGCCACCCGACCUUUUCUCGGACACUCCCUUCUCCGGUCCGGGUGGUAACUGUCAUGAGGUACUUCUAGUGGGCUCACUCCGGAGUCAUCUUAGAUGAAGACAUUUGGGUGCACACCGCCAAUCGAGUACCAAGCGCUCUGCAGAGCCGUGGCCUACCGGUAGGGGUCGUCCUGAGCUCAGGACAAGACAGCCACAGCAUUCGGACAGCGCUCCUGCGGAUUCGUCAAGCGGACAGAAUUCUCAUAAUCAUCAUGUAUGUGCAUUCGGCCUUGAUUGGGGGAGAGACUCAGAUGCAUCUCUUGGAAUGGGCUCAUGAUGUGAAAAUGACUGAUGGAAACUACGUCUUUGUUCCCUAUGAUGCUCUGCUCUACAGUUUACUUUAUAAGCAUACCCCCUACCAGGUCCUGAGGAAAAACCCGAAACUCCGGGAAGCCUAUGAUGCUGUGUUGACCAUUACAGUGGAGUCCCAAGAAAAAACCUUCUAUCAAGCCUAUACUGAAGCAGCAGCUAUACAUGAAAUUCCUGAGAAAUUGGAAUUUGAUUAUAUUUCACCAUUGUUUGAAACCAUCUAUAAUUCAAUUUACUUUAUCACACAAGCCAUGAAUAAUGCCAGCCUGGUUCAGCAUUCCAGAAACACGCAGUUCUAUGGAUUCAGCCAGUUGAUAAGGACAGAUUCAAAUGGAAAUGGAAUUGCAGCAUAUGUAAUCCUGGACACCGACUGGAAAGAAUGGGAACUCUAUAGUACUUACACUGUGGAAAUGGAAAUGGAGCUGCUGCGGUUUGGAGGGACCCCCCCCAUCCCCCCCGGCAUUUGCUUCCCUGGUGGAAGGCCCCCUCAAGCAGAUGCACAAUGCUGGUUUGCAGAAGGGAAGAUAUGUAGAGUUUGUGUGAUGGUCUGACUUGCUUUGCUUAUAGCCCCUAUUAAUGGAUUUGCUUACUCUAUAUGGUGUCAUAUAAAUAAAAUCCAGUUGAUUAAAGGACCCAAUAGAAUUCUACUGACUUUGAAGGAUGUGACGUUUAUCAAUCCCCACUUUGGCAGUAAGAGAGGAAGUUUUACCAGUGUAAGCUUCCAGAUCACCUCAGAAGUCCAAAGUGGAAGGUUUCCAAGGUUCCCCUUUUCCUCAGGGAGUCUAACUCCAGCUACCUAUGAAAACUCCAACAUAUCCAUUUAUGAGGGUGAUUGGGUGUGGCUGAAAAAGUUCCCCUUUGGAGGUUUUGGAGACCUUAAGUCCAUCAAAUCCAGUGCAAGUGAUAUGUUUGAAAUGAUGAAGGACCUGCAUCAUGAAAAUAUUAACCCUUUAUUGGGCUUCUCCUAUGAUUCAGGGAUAUUUGCCAUUGUGACAGAAUUCUGUUCCAGAAGGAACCUAGAAGACAUAUUGACAAAUUAGGAUGUGAAACUUGACUGGAUAUUUAAAUCAUCACUUCUGCUAGAUCUUUUCAAGGGCAUGCAGUACUUACACCAGGAGAGUGCUCAUGGGAGGUUGAAAUCUCGGAACUGUGUGGUCGAUGGGUGUUUUGUACUACAAGUGACAGAUUAUGGCUUUAAUGACAUCUUGGAAACUCUAGUCUCCCAAGAGGAACCUUCUGCGGAAGUUGCUAUGGACAGCCCUGAACUGUUGAGAACCCCAAAGGGCAGCAUGUUAGGUUCUUUUGCAGGAGAUGUCUAUAGCUUUGCCAUCAUCAUGCAAGAAGUGCUGGUUCGGAGCACCCCAUUCUGCAUGAUGGAUCUGCCUGUCAAAGAAAUCAUAGACAGAGUUAAGAAGCCUCCUCCUGUGUACAGACCCAUGGUUCCUCCUGAGUGUUCCCCUCCAGAAUGUCUCCAGCUGAUGAAGCAGCGCUGGGCUGAAGCUUCAGAACAGCGCCCCCAGUGACCAACUUUUGAUGAAAUAUUUAAUCAGUUUAAAACUUUGAAUAAAGGGAAGAAGACCAAUAUCAUUGACUCCAUGCUUCGGAUUUUGGAGCAAUAUUCUAGCAACUUGUAAAAUUUGAUCCGGGAACAGACUGAAGAGCUGGAAAUUGAAAAACAGAAAACGGAUCUUCUAACACAGAUGCUACCACUCUGUCUCUGCUUUUGAUCACUUGCCAAAUCCCUCAAAAAGGACUACAUGGUUGAACCUGAGGGCUUUGACUUGAUCACCUUGUACUUCAGUGACAUUGUGGGCUUCGCCACCAUCUCAGCCAUGAGUGAGCCUAUUGAGGUGGUAGAUCUUAAUGACCUGUACACAGUCUUUGAUGCUGUCAUAGGCAGUCAUGAUGUCUACAAGGUAAUAUUGACCAUUGGAGAUGCUUACAUGGUGGCCUCAGGCCUCCCAAAGAGGAAUGGCAGUCGGCAUGCAGCUGAGAUUGCAAACGUGUCUCUAGAUAUCCUGAGCUCCGUGGGGACCUUUAAGAUGAGACACAUGCCAAAGGUGCCAGUCCGGAUUCCAAUAGGCCUGCAUUCAGGGCCAGUUGUUGCUGAAGUGGUGGGGCUCACCAUGCCCAGAUACUGCCUGUUUGGAGACACUUUGAACACAGCUUCUCUUAUGGAAUCAACAAGGUUACCUUACUGCAUUCAUGUCAGUCACACAAUUCUUCAAGCUCUGAGUAGUGAGGGCUAUGAAGUAGAGCUUCGAGGAAGGUCAGCGGUCAGGGGCAAAGGCACAGAAGAAACCUUCUGGCUGGUUGAAAAAGGCUUUACAAAGCUCCUUCUUGUGCCCUCACCAAUGCGCAAAGAUGGAUAAGUACACACUUAAUUAGAGCAAGUGGGCCAUGGCUUACAACCAACAGAGAUUUCAGCCUUCCAAAGAAGAAAAGCAGAAAGGCAACUGGUGAGAAACAAGCCAUAA